AUGUCGGACCGUGUGACGCAAAUCGCCUCUCACCUCCACUACCCUAAAGGCAUGCUCGCCGGCCAGGUGGCCAUCAUCACCGGGAGCGGACAAGGGAUCGGGGCCGAAACGGCACGGCUGUUCGCCAACGAAGGCGCGAAAGUCGUCAUCUCUGAUAUUGACGCCAAAAAGGCCCAGGAGGUCGCGGACGGCAUCAACGCCGCCGGCGGCCAGGCCCUCAGCGUCCCCGGCGACGUGCUCUCGGCGGACUACAUCACCGAGCUCGUGGCCAAGGCGGCCUCCUUCGGCGGCGGCAAGAUCCACCACCUGGUCAACAACGCCGGCUACACCUGGGACGGCGUCGUGCACAAGAUGACGGACGCGCAGUGGGACACCAUCGUCGCGCUGCACGCCACGGCGCCCUUCCGCCUCGUGCGCGCCGCCGCCCCCUACUUCCGCGUGCGCGACGGCGCCAACCGCUGCGUCGUCAACAUUAGCUCCACCUCGGGCGUCCACGGCAACGCCGGCCAGGCCAACUACGCCGUGGCCAAGGCCGGCGUCACCGGCCUGACGAAGACCAUUGCCAAGGAGUGGGGGCCCGCCUUCGGCGUCCGCGCCAACACCGUCGCCUUCGGGCGCAUUGCGACGCGCUUGACGGACGCCAAGGAGAAGGGCGCCUUCGUCGAGGGGCCCGGCGGCGAGAGGAUCGCUCUGGGGAUCCCGCAGGCGCAGAAGGGAGCCGGCCAGCAGCAGCCGCACGCCGACAUCCCGCUGGGGAGGCCCGGCACGCCGACCGAGGCAGCGUCCGUCAUCCUGGCUGUCGUCAGCCCGCUCUUCAGCUACGUGACCGGUCAGACGAUCAUGGUGACGGGCGGGCGAAACAUGUAG
Messenger RNA from Colletotrichum navitas, 867 nucleotides. Its product is annotated as short chain dehydrogenase. Bases 1 to 867 code for a protein of 288 amino acids. Gene Ontology annotation, molecular function: oxidoreductase activity. Lineage: Eukaryota; Fungi; Ascomycota; Sordariomycetes; Glomerellales; Glomerellaceae. The transcript has 2 exons. The record is from RefSeq and is a predicted model, not a curated record.